This is a messenger RNA of Daldinia caldariorum, 2073 nucleotides long. Its product is annotated as flavin-containing amine oxidoreductase-domain containing protein. Gene Ontology annotation, molecular function: L-amino-acid oxidase activity; polyamine oxidase activity. Lineage: Eukaryota; Fungi; Ascomycota; Sordariomycetes; Xylariales; Hypoxylaceae. Gene Ontology annotation, biological process: amino acid catabolic process. The transcript has 9 exons. Bases 1 to 2073 code for a protein of 690 amino acids. The record is from RefSeq and is a predicted model, not a curated record.
AUGUUUUGGCUAUCUCUCGCUGCUCUGGCAAGCCAGGCAUUACCUGCUUCUGCUUCUACUUCUCUUCUUCCAGUUAAACUUGAGACACGUUCAAGUCUUAGCUCAGGCCUUGCGAACGUUCACAUAUCUUUUAAUAAUCUUAUAGAUGGCGUUAUAACAUACUCGUACGGCCGAUGCGACAAUACACGGCUUAGCGAAGCUCACCAUACUCUUGGCCAGAGCAGCAACACAAAAGAGUCACGAUUAGUUUGGGUCUUGCCGAAAGAUGCGAAGUUCGAUGGAUGUAUCUCGGCAUGGGACCAACGAGGACAUCUGAUCGGCCGCAGCGAGCCCCAGCGACUCAGUAGGAGGAAACUGAAAAGACGCGGCGCAAACAGCAUCGAGAUGACGAACGCGACGGGUAUCGAUGCGUGGGGUCCGUGGUUUGACGGGGUCGAGCUACUCAAGAACAAGGAAAUUUGUGCCGUCGACGUUGAAAAGGCUAAGUCGAAAGAGGUAGCCAUUGUCGGAGCUGGCAUGUCGGGGUUAAUGACAUAUCUGGUUCUACACCAAGCUGGAUUCACGAAUUUGAGCAUUAUCGAGGCCAGCCAGCGACUUGGUGGUAGGGUACAUACGGAAUAUUUGUCCGGCGGGCCAUUCGACUAUUCGUACCAGGAGAUGGGUCCUAUGCGAUUUCCUGAGAGCAUAGAAUACUCGAAUGUGACUUACAACAUUACCGACCAUCAGAUGGUGUUCCAACUCGCCAGUGAAAUGAACACCCUUAACAGCUACGACAAGAAUUUCAGCGUUGAUUUCAUCCCCUGGAUCCAGUCAAAUCCCAACGGGUUAUACUAUCACAAUGGGAUUAAAUUAGAUACAGGGCUACCUCCCACCGUAGCCCAGACUCAGGCAAACAAGUCCUUGAUAAUCUCGUAUCCGAUGGACUCGUCGACGAAGGCAUUGUCUGACAAGAUAGAUACUAUCACUUCGAACGAGACUCUUAUGGUCGAGUUGGCUACUAAUACAUUCAAAGCUCAUAGAGAUUUUCUAGUUAAUGGCCUCGGUGGACUUGGUGGCGAUACUUGGUCCGAGUUCGCUUACAUGGUGAACUAUCUCAACGCGACCUUAAACGACACCAACAUGCUCCAAGGCGACGCGACCUCAUUCUGGAACGCUAUUUACGAUAAUGUCUAUUUCGGAGCUACUAAGUGGAAGACUAUUGAUGGAGGUUUAAGCAGACUUCCACAGUCCUUUCACCCACUGGUUGAUAACGUAACCACCAUGAACCGAAAGAUCGAGCGGGUAGAAUGGCUUGGUGACGCUCAGCGAGUUAAUCUGCAAUGGAGGGACAACUAUACGGACACGGUGUUCCAGAACGCCUCGUACGACUAUGCCGUGUUCGCGGUCCCCUUUACCAUGGUCAAGAAGAUGCGAGUGCCCUACCUUCCCGCGACCAUCUCCAACGCGAUCGAAGACAUGCCCUACGAAUCAGCCUGCAAAGUCGCGUUAGAGUAUAAAACGCGUUUCUGGGAGCACUAUGCCAACCCCAUCUUCGGCGGGUGCUCGACAAGCACGGAUAUCCCCGGCAUAGGCUCUAUCUGCUACCCGUCGUACUGCUUGAACUGCACUGGCCCCGCAACCAUCCUCGCAUCCUAUGCCUCGGGCGACUGGGGCGCGCGCUGGGUCUCGGUCCCCGAGGAGGAGCACGUGCAGUACAUGGUCGACGCCAUGGCGGAAAUCCACGGACAGGUCGCGUAUGAGCAGUACACGGGCAAGUAUAACCGGCGCUGCUGGAUGCUGGAUCCGUAUGAAGGUGGUAGUUGGGCGAGCCCGACGAUUGGGCAGCAUCAGUUGUAUCUGCCCGAGUAUUUCAAGACGUAUAAUAACAUGAUUUUCGUCGGCGAGCAGACGUCGUACACCCACGCGUGGAUAGCAUCCGCACUAGAGUCUGGGAUCCGCGGUGGCGUGCAGCUGCUCCUCGAGCUCGGCUUAGUUGACGAAGCCAAGGCGACUGUUGAGAAGUGGAUGGCGAGGUGGAUCGAUGUUGUGAGUACUCUGUUGCCCUCUGUUGCAUUUUCGUGGAAGCUAAUGUGA